Toxotes jaculatrix (banded archerfish) is the source of this 1913-nucleotide messenger RNA. RefSeq names its product chloride intracellular channel protein 4. The record is from RefSeq and is a predicted model, not a curated record. Lineage: Eukaryota; Metazoa; Chordata; Actinopteri; Toxotidae. Bases 109 to 858 code for a protein of 249 amino acids. The transcript has 6 exons.
CCGUACUGGUUGGCGGUGUGGAUUAUAUCAUAUUUACUGUGCGUUACUGUGUUUUUUUGUUGUUGGGAUAAGACACUGUUGUUGGAAUGUUGACCUGGACUCUUCGUCAUGUCCUGGUACGACACCACAAUUAAAAAACUUGGCUUCCCUGCCAUUGAGUUGUUUGUAAAGGCGGGAAGUGACGGGGAGAGCAUUGGUAACUGUCCCUUCUCCCAGAGACUUUUUAUGAUCCUGUGGCUCAAGGGAGUCAUCUUCAACGUCACCACUGUCGACCUCAAACGGAAGCCUGCUGACCUGCAGGACCUCGCUCCCGGAACCAACCCCCCUUUUGUGACCUUCAAUGGUGAGGUUAAGGUCGACGUCAACAUGAUAGAGGAGUUCCUGGAGGAGAAAUUGACCCCACCACGCUACCCCAGACUGGCUCCCAAACAUCCCGAAGCCAACACAGCAGGCAUUGAUGUGUUUGCCAAGUUCUCAGCGUACAUUAAAAACCCAAGAAAAGACACCAACGACGCCUUAGAGAAAGCCUUGCUCAAGUCUCUCCGGCGUCUUGAUGACUUCCUGAGGACUCCCCUGGCUGAGGAGAUCGACCCUUACGCCCCUGGUGACUUACCCGAGUCCACCAGGAGCUUCCUAGACGGGGCCGAGCUCACUCUGGCUGACUGCAACCUCCUCCCUAAACUACACAUCCUUAAGGUUGUAGCCAAGAAAUACCGUGGCUUUGAGAUCCCGGCAGAGAUGACGGGGGUGUGGCGGUAUUUAAACUGCGCCUAUCAGAGGGAGGAGUUCACCAACACCUGCCCCGCUGAGAGGGAGAUUGAGUUUGCGUACCUGGAUGUUGCAAAACGGAUCAAAUGAGAGAGUGGGGAUAAAGGAAUGAGAUGAAAGCAAGGAGUGAAAAACCAGUAGGUCUUAAAAGAGUAGUAGAUCAUGAAGAGUUAGGAAGUUAGAAAUAAUGAGGAUGAAAGGAUGAAGGUGAAGAAAAGGAGAGGAGGAAUGAGAACCACAGGGUGCACACUCAGCCACCCUAACACUAAAAUACCCAUUAACUCCUUUUUAAGUUUGAUAUCUUUGCAUUGGCAAACUGAAUGCUGAUUCUAGUUACAGUGUGUGUGUGUGUGUGUGUGUGUGCGUGUGUGUGUGUGUGUGUGUCUUUGUGUGUGUAUGCUCUCACAGGUUGAGUUGCACAGUGUACCUUCAUGCUAAUCAUUCUACAAGUAAUCUAAAAAUUGGAGAUUUGCUUGCAGAAUCACUUCCUGAUUAAUUUGUAUUCACUUUUCAGACGAUGGCAGGGCCAGAAAUCAGAAAUCACAAAUCAACUUUGAGCUUGAUUAACGCAUACAUUGGAUCAUCAAUUGCAACCAUUUAAUAAUAUGCAUCUAACAUAUCUAUAGUACCCGUUUGAGGGACAGAACACUGGAAUAAAAGGCACUAUAUUAUCUUAUGGAUGCUAUGGCUUUGACCAUCGUUGACCAUCUGUUUCCCUUUUCAUGUCAAAUGUUACGCAAAAAUCAGCUUUAUCAGUUAAAGACAGUGCCUCCUGCAAUGGGAAUUUACAAUUUGUAAUCACAAAAUGGUUUUAGGGAUGAAAAUGGUUCAUUUUGUGCUGUGUUGUAAUCAAUUUGGCCUUCAAUACACUUGGCAAAAGGCAUUUCUUGGAUGUCAAAAGACAAAACAGUUUAUUCAAUUUUAUUUCCCAGUCUUAAAUGGAGAGGACAUUUUUCUCAGUGCCCCUGAAUGCAUCAUUAUUUCAUUAAACUCAAUUAAAUUAUUUAACUAUUAGGCAGAAGUGGUUUAGUAUAAUUUUGCACCAGAGACUGACAGAGUCUGCCAUUAACCAACCCUGACGCCACUAUGCUGAGUUCUAGCCUUAUAUCCUCUCUGGUGGGAGAGUGUGAUCUUUAUUAAACUGA